Molecule: messenger RNA, 2728 nt
Organism: Micropterus dolomieu (smallmouth bass)
Lineage: Eukaryota; Metazoa; Chordata; Actinopteri; Centrarchiformes; Centrarchidae
Product: stromal cell-derived factor 1-like
Exons: 4
Coding region: 54-350 (98 amino acids)
Biological process (GO): axon guidance; immune response; chemokine-mediated signaling pathway
Cellular component (GO): extracellular region
Molecular function (GO): chemokine activity; chemoattractant activity
Source: RefSeq, a predicted model, not a curated record
CUCCUCUGGACUUUACUCUGAGCAGGAUCAAAUCUCAGCGACAUUAUCUCAGAAUGGAUGUGAAGCUGCUGGUGGUCGUGGCGGCGCUCACGGUGGUGAUAUAUGCGCCUUCAUCACAAGCGAAGCCCAUCAGUCUGGUGGAGAGAUGCUACUGUCGUUCAACGGUCAACAGCGUCCCACGGGGCUACAUCCGAGAACUCAGGUUCAUCCACACGCCCAAUUGCCCCUUCCAAGUGAUUGCCAAGCUGAAGUCAAGCAAAGAAGUGUGUGUGAACCCAGAGGUCCGGUGGCUGCAGCUGUACCUGAGGAACGCUAUCAACAAGAUGAAGAAAUCCAAACAGGGCAAUUAAAAACUCCUGCAGAGAUCUUCCUGGGCCAUCACAGUUUUGAAACAUGUGAUUUGAGAUCAUCUGGUAUGUUGUACAGCACUUAUGGCUGCCAUGCCUGCGGCCUUUCGCAUGGAAAUAACCUACAACUCUUCACCAUGGACACCAAUCCGUCUUCACCAUCACCACUCUUACCACUUAUAGAGAUCGUAGAUGUUAUUAGUGCAAAGUGCAAUUAUAUCUGAGUGUAUGUUUUUCUAACUAUAAUGUAUAUACUUUUUUGUUAAUGGACUUCAACACAGUAAAGAGCUAUUUUUAGAGAUGUUCUUGUUCCUCUGGCCUCUCAUCUGUCAUUUAGGAUAAGGGAUCAAGUUCGGGGUCAAAGUGUUUAAGGGUGAGAGACAUACAGUAGGUCAGUGGUAGGGUUUUCUCCACAACAAACAUGAAUCAACAUCCUUCUUAACAGUAAUAGAGUCCUGUGGACCGUUGAGCCAAGAGAGUUAUUAUAACUAAUCCUAAAUAUGGGAUCUUCUUAUCCUUAUUGUCUCUGAUUUAAAUUGUGCAAAAUGAUAAACAACAACAAAUAGGUUCUCUUCUAAAAACUGAGGAAUGGGCCGAGCUGCAGAGCUUGCCAAGUUGUAUUUCAUGUUUCAAGUUAAUUGGCACCAUGGAAUUUCAAUGGGUGCCAGCUACCCCUAGACUGAAUAUAAGAUGUAUAAAAGAUCCUAGUAAAAAUAGCAAUUACAAUGUUUUCGUGAUGGAAGUUCGGAUGCCAAAAGAGCUUGAGCAUUUCCUGAGCUGUGGCUGUGAUUACGCGACCCUGUGUUACCCAACAUGUCUGCUUUUUUUCAUUGUUAGAGAAAAGCUGAACAUCUGGAUCCCAAACAGUUUUAAUUAAGCGACCAAAAAGUCGAAAUGUGCGGGAAUCAUAAAGCUUCCUCACUUAACUAGAGAUGGUAAGAACAACUAAAAAGUAAUCACCCUUAAUAAAUUGGUGUCAAAAAGAUUAGUAAGUAUGGAUGUCCAUUUCAAAGAAGGGCGUGCAGUAAUUUGAAUAAUAGUUACCACAUCAGUAGUUUAAACACUAUAUUAUACUAAGAGCUAGUAGAGAAAUUAGAACUGUACCUUUACUGACUACAAAUAGAUGUAUAUCAAUGUGGCUACCUACAACUGUCACACAGAUAGCAAUGCACUUUAUACCUGAUGUAUUCGUGUUUUAACAACAAAAUUUACUAUUACCUACUUAGUCUGAUCAUUAAAUUCUUUCUGUCUUUUUUAUGUUAAACACACUGUUUUCAUUCUGUUCUUUGUGAUCAUUGAAUGUGUAGUUGCAUUUAAUUGUUAAACUGGGAGAUCUAUACAUCCAUUCAUUUAAAUCGCCUUGUCAUAUGUAAAAUGAAUAUGAUACAAAUGUUUUAUUUUUGUACUCUUUUAUACAUUUAUAUAUUAAAUCUAAACAUUCAAAUGAAGGAACUGUACUCUCACAAUUGAGUCCUCUAGCCAACGGUUUAUUGUAAAACUUGUAUACAGCUGGUCAGGGGAAAAAAAGGAAAUCUUUAAAAUGUUAUAGUUGCUAUUUUAAUGUAUGCUUUCCUAUACGAGGCUUUUCAUCAUAAAUACACACACUUAUACGCACUGAUGCACACAUGGAUGGAGUUCAGUUAAGUGACUCACAUCUUUAUAUUCAGUGUAGAGCAAGGAUUUCCAGGGCCAGCUGCUGUAAUCUUCCUGCAUUACGGGUCAGAGAGUAAAUCUAGACUUUGAUGUGAGAACAUGUGUUUAGCUUUACUCUAAGGUCUAAUGAGAGGCAAGGACAAUGAUCCUGCCUGUUAUUUAACUAUUAACUCAACAAGCGACCAAUAGGAAAACAUUAGCGCUAAAAGGGGUGAACUUUUAACUUCCCUCCAAGGGCAUUAUGUGAGGCGGAGCACAGUAGUACAUGUGAUGAGAGUGAUCCGCUGAAUGAAACAUCAGGGAGAGAUAAAGGGCUGUGAGUGGCAGUCCACAACCCAUUUUGUUAUGUUUACUGAUUAGCUUUGAAGUCCGGUUUAAGCACGAUAAAAACAGAGUUAACAGCUCUCAUGUGGGAGAUAAAGCCAUUGAUUUAGCCACUGAUUCAGCUCUUUUGUCCCUAUUUGGAGUGGGAAUUAAUCCGAUAUAAUCACUGUAUGAUCUGAUUGUGUUAAACUGAUAUCACCGAAUCUGCAAGUAGCAGCAAGUAUAUUCCUUUCCAGUAAUGUGAAGAUUGGACAGGUUAUGUGACAUUUUCUCAUCAUUUUCUCAUACAGAGGAAUAGUCCCGAUAUCUUCCAGUGUUAACGAUUUGUCGAUUUGAUCAGAGUAAAUGAUUUUUAAAUAAUUUGUUCACUGACAAUAUUUCAAUUAAACUUUGUAAGACAAAUA